CUUCCAGUCUAUAGCCACUCCUCGCCGAUCUCAUUUUCGGUCCGAACGCAGGUGGAAAGCCUGCAAGCCAACCUGUUCCCACAAAGAAAGUAGAUGAUAAGCCUUGCAAAGAAGGCAACCCCAAUGAUGAUCCUGAGGAGCUUGGCUCUACGGAGCCCUUGCACUCAGGAGGCUGAGCAGCACUUUCUGGCUCUGCUAGGAAUUCACACCGGCUGUUCGAGGUUUAGCCUGAUUAGUUGCCGAACGUUUUAAAGGAGUUCAAUGUCAUGAAGGCACGUCUUGCUUACUACAUUUCGCUUAGCAGGGUGACUUGGGAGGCAGCGUGG
This is a messenger RNA of Volvox carteri f. nagariensis, 326 nucleotides long. RefSeq lists its product as uncharacterized. The record is from RefSeq and is a predicted model, not a curated record. NCBI's taxonomy places the organism in Eukaryota, Viridiplantae, Chlorophyta, Chlorophyceae, Chlamydomonadales, Volvocaceae. The coding region runs from base 94 to 252 and encodes 52 amino acids. The transcript is spliced from 2 exons.